AUGAACGAUCCUAAUCUCUGGUAUCGUGACAAAGAUACCUUGUCCAUAGGUGGAGUGAUACGAUAUGUGGUAACAUACCAGCGCGAGGACAAGACUGUCACCGACGUGUUUUUGCGGUUGAAAAACAUAGAGAAGACCACCAUACGAGCUAUUCAUAUGCUAAAUGGACCCUUUAUUUUAUAUUGUCAUGUUGUACCCGUCAAUUACGAUCAACGAAAGAAGUUUGUUCAGAAGGAACGGGAGAUACAUUUCAAGAACUCUUUAAAACCCGGUCAGACGUUCAAUGUCAAGCUUCCAUUGAACGAUAACUCGAGUGUACAAGACAGUGAACAUGGUGAUGAAUUCUGCUGGUACAUCGAUGUGAUUUCCCAGAUAGUUAUUUCCAAGGCCACCACUGUGCUAUACGAUAUGACUAUUGGCAGCAAUAUAGAGAGCAUGAAGAAACUCAACCAUGGCCCGUUAGCGACUCUUACAUCGCUCACAGGUCAAAGUGUAAACAAGUACAUCAAGUUAAAUGAAAGUUUCAGUCCGUGUUUACAAGUGAAAAAAAUCACGGGUGACGAGCUAUGGUCAAGGCCUCCCACAUACGACAAACCCGUACACUUGAUCAUACUUACACAUGGGAUUUUUUCGAACUUGACCGCUGAUAUGUUGUAUUUGAAGGAAAUGAUAGAAACUAAUGUUCGAGAUAACGUGUUAGUAAAAGGAUUCAGUGGUAAUGCUGGAAGAACAGAAAGAGGGAUCAAGCGUAUGGGCUCUGAUCAAGGGAAGUAUCUAAUGAAGCUCAUUGAAACCCUCUUGAGUCAAGGUGUCAAUAUCGAUAGAAUUUCCUUUAUUGGCCAUUCUCUUGGUGGAUUGACCCAAUUGUAUUCUAUCAAGUAUAUUCUUGACAAUGACCACCAGUUUUUUACUAGAAACAACAUACAACCUUACAACUUGGUGUUCAUGGCCAGUCCUCUUUUGGGAAUUUUGAAUGAAAUCAGCUUUUUACUUUCUUGGUUAUUGGACUUGGGAACGUUGGGAAAAACCGGUAGAGACCUCACUUUGAGCAAGGGAAAACUAAAGGGAAAGCCUUUGUUGGAGCAGCUUCCUGAUAUGCUUCAUAGCUUCAUGAAACAAUGCAAAAACCUAAUCAUAUAUGCUAAUAUCAUCAACGAUGGUAUUGUACCAUUGAGAACCAGUGGAUUGCUAUACUUAGACUACGUCACCCUAGACAACGUCAAAGACUUGAAGCUGUCAAAGGAAACGCAUGGCAAUGAUCGAACUGUAGGAGAGAUUCCUGCCGUGAAGAAUAAUGAUAAACUUCAUGUUCUUGACAAGUACAAGCAAUUCAUUUCAUUGAACUUCAAUUGGGAUGUGGGUGACAAAAAGCGAAGGAGGCUCCACGAUAAGAUUCUAAGGAUUAAUGCUAGAGGAAGUGAUGCGUCUUUUGGCGUAGACGAAGAGAAUGAUAAUUCGAUGGCAAUGUCUCAGGAUGAUGCAGAAGAGACCGAUUUAUCGUCAGACAAUGACGAAGAAAUACCCAAUUUGAACAUUCCUCCCAAAGCUUCAGUCAUUGAGUCUGCAAUUAACACUUUAAUAAGCCCCAUUCCUAACCAGAAUUAUAUCUUGAAUCCUGAGUCUAGGCACUCGCCAAUAUUCCAUGACAAGUUUUACAAAUUUACCGACUUACCUCCAGAGAAGCACGAACGAGCAUUAUUCAACAGAGAGAAGAGACAAGUACGAAUAGCCCGAAAGUAUCACCAAGAGCUCAACUGGAGAAAGAUUUUGGUUAGACUUCCUCCUGAUGCUCAUAAUAAUAUCAUAGUAAGAAGAAGGUUUUCAAACGGGUACGGAUGGGGAGUGAUUGAUCAUUUGUGUGAGUUGUUCAACGAGGAGAAUGAUACAGAAAGAGUGGGAACUUCCAGGCUUGAGAAGAUCAAGAGCAAAAUCUAA
Messenger RNA from Yamadazyma tenuis ATCC 10573, 1935 nucleotides. RefSeq lists its product as uncharacterized. Gene Ontology annotation, molecular function: monoacylglycerol lipase activity. The record is from RefSeq and is a predicted model, not a curated record. Lineage: Eukaryota; Fungi; Ascomycota; Pichiomycetes; Serinales; Debaryomycetaceae.